Messenger RNA from Habropoda laboriosa, 710 nucleotides. RefSeq lists its product as uncharacterized. The record is from RefSeq and is a predicted model, not a curated record. The coding region runs from base 126 to 710 and encodes 194 amino acids. Lineage: Eukaryota; Metazoa; Arthropoda; Insecta; Hymenoptera; Apidae. The transcript has 4 exons.
UCUGUGAACAAAGAAAAAUAUAUUUGGAACUUAAUAAAAAAACAUUAGUUUCUAUGUCAAGAGACAAACAUAUGUGUAGUGGAAAAUAUUCUUUGAGGUGAUAGUUUGUAGCUCUUUUUAAUCAAAUGUUACUCAGAGGAAUUGCAUUUUCGGAAGCGAGGCGAAGUGUCACUAGGCGCAUUUUAAAGCCACAAAAUUCUAGUUGUGAAAAGGAUAAUACUGAAUUGACUUAUGAUGAAGUCUUUCAAUCUAAUUUGGGGUCAAAAGAAAAUACAUAUUCGCAAUCAAUCAAUGAACAUAGCUCCACAAAUUUCCUUCCUCCUGAAGGUGAGGCGAAAUCCUUCGUCGCCACAGCGUCCAAGCUGGCCGCCGUGGAAGAUGCGGCUCCAAAGGGGCCCGAGGCUUCGAUUCGAUCGAAAGCCACCGCUCUUAAAGUCUCGCCCACGGCAAGGGCUACCCUUCAGGCCCUUCGAUCACCCAGAAACAGAGUAUCAAGCCCUCUUACUCCUUCUCCAACGACAACUAAGGACGCUGAAACGAUCACUGGUGAUGGUGAAUCUAGUCGGCCUAGUGGCACUGUAAGGCUUAAAAAACUUCUUGAAAGAAAGGAAAGCAUUCUUAGGAAAUGGAGAGAUGAAAAGAUAUGUUUCGAUGAUAAUAAUAAAUAUGAAGAAAGUAAUGUUGGUACAAACUAUGAAAAACUAAACUAG